Pseudoliparis swirei is the source of this 4461-nucleotide messenger RNA. RefSeq lists its product as uncharacterized. The record is from RefSeq and is a predicted model, not a curated record. The coding region runs from base 730 to 2679 and encodes 649 amino acids. The transcript is spliced from 5 exons. NCBI's taxonomy places the organism in Eukaryota, Metazoa, Chordata, Actinopteri, Perciformes, Liparidae. Gene Ontology annotation, molecular function: protein binding.
UGUGUCAACUGUGAAAACGGUCGUAGUUGCCAUGAAUGCACCACGAAUGCGGAAAUGAUUGUUUCGGAAAUGAAAUAACAUUUUUAGUUUUUAUUUCAUCUAAAAAAAUAUAUACAUAUAAAUAAUACUGUAUGUAACGGUUAUCACAUAAUGUCAAAUAGGUGAGCGGGACAUUUAUUUUUAUUUUCCAGUGACAGAAAACGACUCAAACAAAUCGUCACGAGCCAAAGGUCAGCCAAUCAGGAGAGCGGAAGUUGAACAUUGCGGUAAUCCGGUUCAGACGUGACAAGUGCGGCCGACUGAACCUGGACCCGGUUCUAAUAUUCCGGUAUAUUCUCCUGAAACGAACCCUCUUCGCCUCACGGCCGAGCUGGAGGCUCGCGGAGGACGCCACGGUGGACUGAUGCGUGUCGUUGCGACGGGGAGCCGCGGUGCAGCGGGAGAAGCGUUCCUUUGUAAGCUAGUCCGGUCCGUCAGUUGGUAACCGUUGGUGAUGUUGCACGGCUUCGUGGUCCCCAAAAGGCCCCCGGGGCGAGCCCGUUACUGCUGAGCCCCGGAAGGACCGAGACACUCCGAUGAGAGCGAGGAGAGCCCCCCGAAGCUUCUGGUAGCACACCGGGCCGCGGUUAGCCCCCCCCCCCCCCGGCCCCCCUGAACCGCAUCACACCGAUUCCUGUUGAGAGGGAGACCCCAUCAGCCUUCACGGUGGAAACGAGAAGAAGAGCAAAGAUGAACGCUGUGCGGGGCGGGACGGUCACCUGGCGUCCCCAGCCGUGGAAGGACGGGGACGGGGGAGGAGGGGAGCCUCUGUCGGACAGCGACUCGGAGGAGGAGGACUUCCCCGACGACAGCACCACGCCGCUGGGAGACUACAUCACACAUGGACUGAAGCAGCUCCUGGAUGCUCAGCAGCUGUGUGAUGUCACUCUCCUCGUCGAAGGGAAGAAGUUCAUGUGUCACAGAGUCCUGUUGGCGGCCGUGAGCCCUUACUUCCGGGCCAUGUUCACCAGCCCUCUGGUGGAGUCCCGCCUCACCGAGAUCCGGCUGGAGGAAGUGACGCCGUCCGUCAUGGAGACCGUCAUCCAGUUCGUGUACACCGGCGAGGCGGGGCUCUCCCUGGACACGGCCGAGGAUCUGUUCGUGGCCGCCAACCGGCUCCAGGUCAUGCCCCUCCAGGACCUGUGCUCCAGGUUCCUGUUCGAGCACCUCUCCGUGGAUAACUGCCUGGGGAUGUACUCUCUGGCCCGCUCUCACCACGACCAGCUCCUGCUGCGCGCCUCCCUGCGGCUGGUCGCCCAGCACUUCCCCCGCGUGGCCCGGCAGAAGGACUUCCUCCUGCUGGACCACGGCACCCUGGGCAGCCUCCUGAGCUCCGACCGCCUGGGCGUGGACUCGGAGGCCGAGGUGUACGACGCGGCGCGCCGCUGGGCCGAGCACCGGCCGCCGGACCGCUACGCCCACAUGCCGGCGCUGCUCCGCCACCUGCGGCCGGGCCUGCUGUCCCAGGAGGAGAGCCGGCGGCUCCGCCAGGAGCUGGGGGCGGGCGAGGGCCCCGGGGGGCCCCUGAGGCCGCGGGAGGGCAUGUUCGAGAAGAAGAUCGUCUGCGUGGACCUGACGCCUCGGGAGGAGGAGAACGCGGCGGCGAGAGACUGCACGGUGGACUGCUUCGACCCGCGCACGGGGAAGUGGGAGAAGCUGGCGGCGCUGGGCUCGCUGGUCAGCCCCGGCUGCGCGGCCGUCGGCGACCGGCUGUUCGUGGCGGGCGGCGUCCUGCGGUCGGGCUCCGUGUCGGCGGCCGUGCACGAGUACGACGCCGUGUCGGACCGCUGGAUCGAGCGGCCCUCCAUGGCGCAGCCGCGGGCGAUGCUCGGCCUGCUGGGCUGCGGCGGCUCGGUCUACGCCCUGGGGGGCAGCAACCGCUCGGCGCUGCUGGACUCCAGCGAGACCCUGGAGCUCGCCACGCUGCGCUGGACCCCGGGGCCCCGGCUGCCGCUCCCGCUGCGCGCCUUCGCCUGCGCCGCGUUGCGCGGCCGCCUCUACCUCCUGGGCGGAACCACGCUGGAGCAGAACCGGGCCGUGGUCCACUCGGGGGUGCUCAUCUACCACACGCUGACGGACUGCUGGACGCGGGUGGCCCUGGACUCGGGCGCCACCUGUCUGGCCGGCGGGGUGGCGGUGCGGGGGGGCGUGUGCGCCAUCGGCGGCUACAUGAGGGACACGACCAAGUUCCUGGACGGGAACUACACCAACCUGGAGACGCUGGACGCCACCGGGCGCGUGCUGUUCUUCAGAGAGGGCCGCGGGUCCGGGGCGGAGCGGGAGGUGACGGGGGGCGGGGCGGUGGUCACGGCGGAGCAGCGGGGGGGCGCCGGCGGCGGGAGCGACCGGGCGCCGAGCCCCGUGGUGUUCCCCGGGCUGCCGCGGCGGAUCGCGGCCGGGGGCGUGGCCAGGUGGAAGCGCAGGAUCUACGUGCUGGGCGGGGAGAACGGCUCCCGGUUCUACGACAGCGUGUACUGCUGGAAGCCCGGCUGGCGCAGCUGGGUCCAGAGGCGCGAGAAACUCCCGGGGGACACCGGCGGCGUGAGCCAGUUCGGGUGCACCACGCUAAAGUUCCCCAAGAAACACAUCCUGUCCCGACUGAGACUCGCCAAAGACAACUGCAAGAAGGCGGCCGACUAGCUCCACGGGGACCGAUGGGACCCGAGUCAUGUGACGCAGAGACGGGCGCCGGGCCCAGUUUGACCUCGCGAUGGGCCAAAGGGUCAAAGGGUCAACGGGAGGGCCCAGAUUAACCCUACGAUGGACUGGAUGCAGGGGGAUCGUAUAAAAUGUAACACGGAGAGUCGGGAGUGGCGCCAGAAUCCGGUUGAACGCGUCAUGCAACACGCACCUGAAUGUGACCCAGUCCACUACAUAGAACUGGAGAGAGAGAGAGGGAGAGGGAGGGAGAGAGAGAGAGAGAGAGAGGGGGAGAGAGAGGGAGAGAGGGAUACUUUUUUUAAUGCAUUGUUUUCAUAAAGUUUCAUAUUACCAGCUUCUUUUUUUUGCUGACGUAAUGUAUUUGUUUCCAUUCAUUUAAGGUUGUUUUGAAUGCUGUGAAUUUUCUCAGCAGCGUUUAGUUUAGACACAAGGAAACCGGCACAUCUCUGACUGUCGGACUUCAUCCCCCUAAACCCAGUUGUCGUUGUUGUUGUUCUUUCUCACGUGGGCCUGUGAUGCUACACUUGAGGGCUCCUGAAAUACACGGUGAAGACGUCCUGUGUGUUCUCUCAUCUCAUUGGAGGACAUCGGUGUCAUAACCAUCAGUGGCUCAUUGGUCCAGGUCAUGCUGUUGUUGGAAGGCACUUAUGAGCUUAGAGCGACCCGUCAAAGCCCGAAAGUGACUGAGGGUGUUUAUAUAUAUAUUUUUUUAAUAAAUUGAAUCUUAAAUUCAGAUUCAGAGGUGGAAGCUUGCACACACAUGUGGGCGUAUUGUUUAUUUACGUUCUGUUGUCCUCUUAUUUAUUCACAUUGAUCAGAUCACAUCAAAAACUACCACACUGUGGAAGCACCCUUUUCUUUUUUUUUAUUUAGAAAAUCGCUGAAAGAUUCCCGUGACAUUGCAAGGAAUGUGUUUUUAAUUGCCAGAACGCAGCAGGGAGUUCUUUUAGUUUUGAGUUUUGGGGAAUUUUCUCACCAUCUUAACAAAUUAGCCCAGAUGUUAGAGUUUAAAUACCGUGACGACGUCUUUAGCUGUAUGUGCAGAGCGGAUGAGAAGCAAUAAUAUGGUGAGGAAGAAAGUAUUUUCCCCAUAAAUUGUGACCGACGAGACGAGUGAAGCCUGAUUCAUGUCGCUCCUGCAAAAAAAUACUAAUUUUCUUCGCUGUGUGGUUUACCUCAUAAUUCAGUUUAAUUUGUGAAAGAUUUAAAACUGGGAUCUCUUGAUUGUGAUCUUGUGAUUAUUUCAGUCGGUUCACAAAGAACCCAGAUCCUCACUUUGGUUGCUGAGCUUCAGUUUGUGUUUGCAAAACAAAAAAACAACAAAAGUUGUGCUCGCGCUGCAGGGCUCCACCGUCGCCGUCGCCUGCUUCCCAUUAGCGACAUUUUUGAGAAAUUGUGCAACAAGCCUUUUGUUUUGUUACAUAUAAAAGGAAAUGGUGACAUAUAUUUGCGAGGUGGACAUCCCGUCGUCAUCGCACACGCCACAUUUCAAUGUUGUGUCUUCGUUACUGAAAAUGGAAGGUGAUAAAAAUAAUGUAAAUAUUAUUUCGACAACCCGCCGUUGUUUAUUUCCCCAUUUCCAGUAACAUGCUCCGAAUCUUCACCCUGAAAAGUCCAAUGAGGUGUGUGUGUGUGUGUGUGCGCGUUUUCUACACCGACAUGUAAAUCUGUACGAGCUCUUAUUUGCACAGGUUCAGAGAAGUGAAGCUGCCCUCCUUUGUGGAUCCGCUCUGCGAGAUGAUUAAAGGACUGUUUGCAUUA